AUGGCUUCACCUACAGAACCACCAACAAAACAAGCCAGCAACGUUGAUAUAGCCCCCAGAGAAUCGGGAUCUUCGAGCUCCUCUCACUUAAAGGGCCAAGGAAAUACCAAGCCCGGUACAAAAUGGUCACGGUUCCGUGAUUCCUUCAGGAAAAUGGAGGAACUUGAUCCCCUGGCCAAUAAAGAUAUGACAGAUUUGGAAAAGGCAGUCGCCGCCACCUCUAACGCUCACCUUAGCCGCUCCUUAAAAACCCGGCACUUACAAAUGAUCGCCAUUGGGGGAGCUAUUGGUACGGGGUUGUUUGUCGGAAGUGGUUCUGCUCUUAGAACUGGAGGACCGGCGGCUUUGCUUAUCGGCUGGAUUCUCGUCGGGACGAUGAUCUACUGUACGUUGGCCGUCACAUUCCCAGUCUCGGGUGCUUUUGCUGCAUACUCGACAAGAUUUUUGGACCCUUCCUGGGGGUUUGCCAUGGGUUCGCUCUACGCGUUGAACUGGCUUAUUAUUUUACCCUUGGAGCUUGUAGCGGCAUCGAUCACGGUCAGUUACUGGAAGUCGGACGUCAAUAAUGCUGCAUGGGUUUCCAUCUUCUACGUAUUAAUUCUCGCAAUUAACAUGUUUGGCGUAAAAGGCUACGGUGAAGCCGAAUUCGUCUUCUCUAUUAUCAAGGUGAUUGCUGUCAUCGGUUUCAUUUUCCUCGGGAUUAUUUUAAACUGUGGUGGUGGGCCCCAGGGUGGCUACAUCGGGGGCACUUUCUGGCGGGAUCCAGGUGCUUUCGCCAAUGGCUUCAAGGGUGUCUGUUCCGUCUUUGUUACUGCUGCGUUCGCCUUUACCGGGACUGAGAUGGUUGGGUUGGCUGCUGCAGAAUCCGAAAAUCCAAGAAAGUCUUUGCCUAAGGCGACAAAACAGGUUUUCUGGAGAAUCACCUUGUUCUAUAUCGUUUCGUUGACACUUGUGGGUCUCUUGGUCAGAUAUGACGACGAUCGCUUAAUUGGUACUUCCUCUGUGGAUGCCUCGGCCUCUCCGUUUGUGAUUGCCAUUAACAACGGUGGAAUCAAGGGGUUGCCUUCAGUGAUGAACGUGGUUAUUCUUAUUGCGGUGCUUUCUGUUGGUAACUCUGCCGUUUACGGCUGUUCUCGUACCUUAGCUUCCCUCGCAGCCCAAGGAUUAUUGCCACACUUCCUUGCCUAUAUUGACAGAAAGGGCCGCCCAUUGGCAGGAAUUGCCAUGUCAGCGUUGUUUGGGUUGUUGUGCUUUGUCUCCGCUUCUGACAAGCAGGGUGAGGUUUUUGCGUGGUUGAUGGCGCUUGUUGGUUUGUCAUCGUGCUUUACCUGGGGUUCUAUCUGUCUCUGUCAUAUCAGAUUCAGACAGGCUUUGACUUUCUAUGGAAGAGACACCAGCGAGUUGGCCUUUACCUCCCAGGCGACUGUUUACGGCUCCUGGUGGGGCUUCAUCAUGAACAUCUUGAUUAUGAUUGCACAGUUCUGGAUUGCGCUCUUUCCAUUGCACGAUAAUCCUGAUCCGGCCGUCUUCUUCAAGAACUACUUGGCCUUCCCGAUUGUGAUUGCAAUGUAUGUCGGUCACAAAAUUUACCUGAAGAACUGGAUUAUGUACGUAAAACUCCCACAGAUUGAUAUUGACUCUGGGAGAAGAGACUUGGAUUUGGACAAGGUGAAGCAAGAGUUGGCAGAAGAGAGACUAGAGCUCGCUCUGAAGCCAUUCUACUACAGGGUAUACAAGUUCUGGUGUUAG
Messenger RNA from Babjeviella inositovora NRRL Y-12698, 1749 nucleotides. Its product is annotated as amino acid permease. The transcript has 3 exons. Bases 1 to 1749 code for a protein of 582 amino acids. Lineage: Eukaryota; Fungi; Ascomycota; Pichiomycetes; Serinales. Gene Ontology annotation, cellular component: membrane. The record is from RefSeq and is a predicted model, not a curated record. Gene Ontology annotation, molecular function: amino acid transmembrane transporter activity. Gene Ontology annotation, biological process: amino acid transmembrane transport.